Venturia canescens is the source of this 813-nucleotide messenger RNA. RefSeq names its product magnesium-dependent phosphatase 1-like. Bases 154 to 639 code for a protein of 161 amino acids. The transcript is spliced from 4 exons. The record is from RefSeq and is a predicted model, not a curated record. NCBI's taxonomy places the organism in Eukaryota, Metazoa, Arthropoda, Insecta, Hymenoptera, Ichneumonidae. Gene Ontology annotation, molecular function: acid phosphatase activity.
AAUUUGACGUUUAGAGCGAAACUCUUUUGACGUUUCACUAUUUUAUAAACGUGAUUUUAAUUUCUCGCAAAGAAAAGAAAAUAUAGGAAGAAUAUAGAAUUAUCAAUCAUUGUUUCCAUUUUUCAUUCAUUCAAUUGUUUAUCGAAUCUCGCAAUGACUCAGAAAAAACCUAAAGUAAUUGUCUUUGAUCUAGAUUAUACUCUAUGGCCGUUUUGGGUCGACACUCACGUCACACCACCUUUUCGUAAAGGGAAAGGAAACGAAGUCGUCGAUGCUCAGGGUCACAAAAUCAAAUACUACCAGGAAGUUCCACAGAUUCUGAAACAACUUAAUGAGGAGGGUUAUGAAAUAGGAAUAGCUUCGAGAACAUCAGAGAUUAAAGGAGCUCAUCAACUUCUUCAAUUAUUUGAAUGGGAAAAGUAUAUCAAAUACAAAGAGAUAUAUCCAGGCUGUAAAGUGAAACACUUUUCCAAGAUACAAAAGAGUUCCGGGGCUGAUUAUAAGGAUAUGAUAUUCUUCGAUGAUGAGCACAGGAACAUCGAAGAUUUAACGAAAGUUGGUGUAUUAUCGAUAUUAGUCGAGAAUGGAGUGACUAAAAAAGUGAUUGAGGAGGGGUUAAAUAAAUUUACAGUUCGAUAAUAUUUCUUCGAUGAUUAAACAUUAAAUUGAUAAAAUUCAACAUGAUCUUUAUCUGUGAUUAUAAUAAUAUUUUUGGUGAGUUGUAUGUAAAUAGAUGUGAAUAUUUAUUGAUUCUGAAUAUAUCACAGUCAAUUGUUUUGUCGUUCAAUAAAAUAGCUGGAUGAAAUAGUAAAA